UGGCCCAAGCAUGUGCCACACGUUGCCAGCAAAGCUCAAUAGUGCCUCCGAUGGUAGCGCAGCCUUUGCGCCGACCCAUCCGGUUAGGCGAAGAUGACCUCGACAACGUGACGCCUGACAUUCAAAGUUCGAUUCUGUCCGCCUUGUUGCAGGACCGGCCGUCUUUGGAAAAGGAGAGCCCCCCUCGUCGGAGGGAGGCUACAGGCGUACCAGGCAUGAGUCGGCCUCCACUGCCACAAGCUGGUGCCGCUGUCUUGAACCGUGAGACUCGCGAGGUACGUCGCCCUCGUUCCGGAGACAACUCGUUGGUCUCCAGCAUGGCGUCGCGCUUGGCGCAGGUGGAGCAGACCAACAAGCAGCUGACAGCCAAGCUUCAGAAACAGAACCUGGAGAUGGAAGAGCUGCGAGAGCAGCUUGCCAGGGCCAGGCAACACACCUCUCCAGGGUGUGACAGCGAAAGCCUGCUUCAAGCUGAAUGCGACCGUUUGAGCCGCCAAGUGGAGGAGAUGAAACAGUUUAUGGCAGACUACGGCCUGCCUUGGCGACCUCGUUCGGGAAGUGGGGUCGCAGUUGAUAUUCAGGUAAUCCAAACCAGGAUCGAGGCGUUGAAUUCUGCUUUGGAGCAGGAGACAAAGGUCGUGCAAGAGAAGGCAGGUGGUGGUGUGUGUGCUCGAUUGAGCACCAUGGAGACCCUGCCGCUGACCUUCUUCAGAGAUGGCUUGAAGCUGGCAGAUCAUGGUUUCAUGCUUUUUCAGUCCAGCUCUGCGCAAGAUGCCAUCAGAGAUCUUUUGGAGGGUUUUCUUCCUCGACAACUGCGGGAAGAACAUCCGAAAGGUGUCGCCCUGAAGGUGCUGGAUCGCACCAAGAUGAGCUUUCGCCAGUGGCUGAAGGAGGCCAUGGAAGACCCAGAGCUCGUGGAUGGUGGUUCACGUCUUCGAGUUUCAGUGGGGCAAGCGCUUCAUGAUCCUCAGGACACGCGCAGCGCCUCGGAACGCUUCGUGGCGCAGCUGCCGGAGCGUGUGCUGCGGAAGGGUCAGGUCUGUCAAGUUCGCUCAGCGAUAGCACAGAGGCUUGGUGUUGAUGCUGGUCCACGGAGCGCUUCAGCCCCCCCACCAUCAGGUCACCAGGAAGUUGCUUUGCUGGCCAUUGGCCGACCUGCGGACGCACCGGCUGCACGACUGCAGGUGAAGUUGGAAAGUGGACAGAAAGUCCUUCUGAAGAUGGAGUUUGACGCGACCAUCGGUGAUUUGUGGGAAGCCCUGGCAGACUGGCGGUCGAAGCAGAAGGUGGGGCGAACCCGACCUGGAGCUGUGCUGAGGACCGCUUUUCCACCCAAGUCCUAUACAGACAGAAAGCAGAUGGGUCCUCAGCCUGUCCGCUCAUUCUGGUGUGUCGCGAUGGUUUUUACCAGCGAAUGUAAACAAAGUCGACACCAAGGACUUUGCAGGAUGCUGGCUUGACCCCAAGCGCUACAUUAUUUGUUGGCUAUGAGGACUCUCAUCAGCACCCUGUCUGAGUAGCGAUGCCUUUUGAAGGAUCCCAGUGAUCCAAAACGGUCUCGACGGAUUCUCCACAUAAAGCUGUGGACAGUCAUGGUCAGAGUCACGGACGGGCAAUCCAAGGAAGGUCCAAAGGAUUGAAAGAUGAUGGUCUCCAUGUGUACAUAGUCCAAUUGCCUCUCACCCAACGAGAAAACAUCGUCGCUGUGUUUCUGUGUUUCGGUGCUCGGCAGCGACGAGAUUCAACAAGCAGCGACAGCAGCUUUGCU
Molecule: messenger RNA, 1768 nt
Organism: Durusdinium trenchii
Lineage: Eukaryota; Dinophyceae; Suessiales; Symbiodiniaceae
Source: the annotation of a GenBank genome assembly